Messenger RNA from Hevea brasiliensis (rubber tree), 3217 nucleotides. Its product is annotated as pentatricopeptide repeat-containing protein At2g27610. Bases 194 to 2833 code for a protein of 879 amino acids. NCBI's taxonomy places the organism in Eukaryota, Viridiplantae, Streptophyta, Magnoliopsida, Malpighiales, Euphorbiaceae. The record is from RefSeq and is a predicted model, not a curated record. Gene Ontology annotation, molecular function: protein binding; zinc ion binding; RNA binding. Gene Ontology annotation, biological process: RNA modification. The transcript has a single exon.
UUGCUUUGCUGAAUGCCUGGAAGUAAGAACAGGACAUUAUAGUAGUUGCAGACGGCAUGUACUUUGUGCUCUGUCCAAACCACAGUGAGACCUUCAUUGUCACUCGAUUCUUGUUCACUAUUUUUCACCUAAAAGCAACCCAAUGCUCCUAUACAUCUCCACUUUAUAAUUUGUAUGCUAAAGAAAGCAUAAGAUGAAUGUGUACCUCAUUUUCAAAACCUUCGCAAAACCCCAAAUAAAAAAAGCCUGCAAAACCAUUCCAAUCCAGUUCUAUCUUCAAUUCCACACUCACAAUCCUCUCUAUCAGUCCCGUGCCAUUGCCUUAAACUUUCAAGAGCCUAUUUUGGACCUUAAACGCCCACUAGCACUGCACAUGUUUGAUUUAAGUCCCCAAAAAGGCUUUCUACAGUGCAAUCACUUGCUUUUUGAGUUCUCUCGUAAUAAUUCGCACCAUGAAGUUGCUAAUCUAUUUUUGGGUAUUCAUCGUUCUGGGUUUUCCAUUGAUGGGUCAACCCUUUCUUGUGUUCUGAAAGCUUGUGCAUGCUUGUUUGAUGAAAACAUUGGGAUUCAGGUGCAUAAUUAUUGUGUAAAAUCUGGUUUUUUUGACGAUGUCAGUGUUGGUACUUCUCUCAUUGACAUGUAUUUCAAGAAUGAGAGUGUUGAAGAGGGGAGGAGAGUUUUUGAUGAAAUGGGAGUGAGGAAUGUGGUAUCAUGGACCUCUUUGCUUGCAGGUUAUGCACAGAAUGGACUGAAUGUUGAGGUGUUGAAGUGCUUUUUUAGAAUGCAAGCAGAGGGGAUUAAGCCUAACUCAUUUACAUUUGCAACUGUUCUUGGAGCGUUGGCAGAUAAAGCUAUAGUUGAGAAGGGAGUUCAAGUUCACACAAUGGUAAUAAAGAACGGGUUUGAGACAACUAUAUCUGUUUGCAAUUCGUUGAUUAGUAUGUACUCACAAUCGGGAAUGGUUAGAGAUGCUAGAGCUGUUUUUGACGGUAUGGUGGAUAGGAAUGAUGUUAGUUGGAACAGUAUGGUUGCUGGUUAUGUAACAAAUGAGCUUCAUUUGGAAGCUUUUGAGAUGUUUUAUUAUCUGAGACUUUCUGGAGUAAAUCUCACCAAUGUGGUUUUUGCCUCCAUUAUUAAGUCAUGUGCUAAUAUCAAGGAAUUGGGUUUUGCUAGGCAGCUCCAGUGUCAGGUGUUAAAGGGUGGGUUUGAAUUUGAUCACAAAGUUAGGACAGCACUGAUGGUAGCUUACAGCAAGUGCAAAGAUAUGGAUGAUGCUUUUAAGAUAUUUUCAAUGAUGCAAGGAAUUCGAAAUGUGGUUUCAUGGACGGCCAUGAUUAGUGGGUACUUACAGAAUGGUACAGCGGAGCAAGCUGUGAACCUCUUUUGUCAAAUGAGCAGGGAAGGUGUUAGACCAAAUGAUUAUACUUUUUCUACUAUUCUUGCUGCUCAACCAUUUGUUUCUCCUUCUGAAGUACAUGCUCAAGCCAUCAAAAGUAACUAUGAGAAGUCACCUUCUGUUGGAACUGCACUUUUAGAUGCUUAUGUCAAGCUAGGAAAUAUUGUUGAAGCUUCAAAAGUCUUUAAAAGAAUAGAUGAGAAGGACAUUGUGGCAUGGUCAGCAAUGAUAGCUGGAUAUGCUCAAACAGGAGACACUGAGGGAGCUGUUAAGAUAUUCAUCCAAAUGGCAAAGGAUGGGGUUGAACCUAAUGAGUAUACCUUCUCCAGUGUAAUAAAUGCAUGUUGUUCCCCUACAGCAGCAGUAGAACAAGGAAAACAGUUGCAUGCCUGGUCAAUUAAGUUGAGGUUUAACGAUGCUUUAUGUGUUAGCAGUUCUCUUGUCACCAUGUAUGCAAAGAGAGGGGACAUUGAGAACGCAAAUGAAGUUUUCAAAAGACAAAGGGUGAGAGAUUUAGUUUCUUGGAAUUCAAUGGUCUGUGGAUAUGCACAGCAUGGCAAUGGGAGGAAAGCUCUUGAGGUAUUCAAGGAGAUGCAAAAGCAAAACUUGAAAAUGGAUGGUGUGACAUUCAUUGGUGUCUUUUCUGCUUGCACGCAUACUGGAUUAGUGGAUGAAGGUCAAAGAUACUUCGACAUAAUGGUGAAAGAUCACCACAUUGAGCCAACAAUGGAGCACUAUUCUUGCAUGGUUGAUUUAUAUAGCCGGGCUGGAAUGCUUGGAAAAGCCAUGGAUAUCAUAAAUAAAAUGCCAUUUGUUGCGGGGGCAACUGUGUGGCGAACUCUCUUGGCUGCUUCCCGUAUUCACCGCAAUGUAGAGCUGGGAAAGCUUGCAGCAGAAAAGCUCAUAUCUCUCCAGCCACAAGACUCAGCGGCAUAUGUUCUACUUUCCAACAUAUAUGCUGCAGCAGGAAAUUGGCCAGAAAGAACCAAAAUAAGGAAAUUGAUGGAUGAAAGAAAAGUGAAAAAAGAAGCUGGGUACAGCUGGAUUGAGGUGAAAAAGAAGACCUACUCAUUUUUGGCUGGUGACGUUUCUCAUCCCAUGUCAGAUGAAAUUUAUUCAAAACUAGCAGAACUAAGUACCCGAUUGAAGGGUGCUGGUUACCGGCCUGAUACCAAUUAUGUGCUUCAGGAUGUUGAUGAGGAACAUAAAGAAACUAUUCUUUCUCAACAUAGUGAGAGGCUGGCUAUUGUUUUUGGAUUAAUUGCCACACCUGCAGGAACUCCUCUCCAGAUUGUGAAGAACCUAAGAGUCUGUGGAGACUGCCACACAGUUAUUAAGUUAAUAUCGAUGAUUGAGGAGAGAUAUAUUAUAGUCAGGGAUUCGAACCGCUUCCAUCACUUUAAAAGAGGUUUGUGCUCAUGUGGUGACUAUUGGUGAGGGCUCCUUGGCUUUUUUAAUUUGGAAACCUACAAUGGAGCCCUGAGGACAAGACCAGCCUCAGUGUGAGGACCCACAUCAUGCUCAUAUGCUGCAAUCACUGGAAAUAGAACCACAGAGUGAUGCAGUGAUUUAAAUCUUCCGCUUGAUAGGUUUAUGGUAAAGUCUAUGCAACACAAUUGAUUGUGUUGGAUGGGAUUCUUGUAAUGAGAAUGAAUGUGUUGGAUUUUCACAUCAGAAAGAGCAACUUAAAUCAAGUUUAAAAGAAACAGUGGGGACGAUAACAUCAGCAGACAGAUAAACGUUUUGGACAAUUGGAAUCUUUUAAGAAUAGAAUUUUGUAAAAACAUGGUGAAAAACGUAAAAACUGCCAUGUUUCUAUAA